Brassica oleracea var. oleracea is the source of this 728-nucleotide messenger RNA. Its product is annotated as RING-H2 finger protein ATL8-like. The coding region runs from base 66 to 632 and encodes 188 amino acids. NCBI's taxonomy places the organism in Eukaryota, Viridiplantae, Streptophyta, Magnoliopsida, Brassicales, Brassicaceae. The transcript has a single exon. The record is from RefSeq and is a predicted model, not a curated record.
CGCUCAUACUCCUAACCCCUCUCAACUUUUCAAACCAAACCUCUCUUCUCUCUUUACUCUCUGCAAUGGCGCGCCUUCUCUUUCGUCUUCUCCAAGAAACCAAUUCUCCGACACCGGCAACACCUUCUCCGGCCUUAUAUUCCGAUCUCGUGGUCGUCAUAGCUGCUCUUCUCUGUGCACUGAUCUGCGUCCUCGGCUUACUCGCCGUCUCUCGUUGCGUCUGGCUCCGUCGUAUCGCAAACAGAUCCGCCACGAAUUCUGAUCAACCGCCGGCUAACAAAGGGUUGAAGAAGAAAGUCCUAAAGUCUCUGCCGAAGCUCACCUACUCGCCGGACUCUCCCCCGGCUGAGAAGUUUGCCGAGUGCGCCAUCUGUCUUAUGGAAUUCGCCGCCGGCGAUGAGCUCAGGGUGUUGCCACAGUGUGGUCACGGCUUCCACGUGUCAUGUAUCGACACGUGGCUCGGGUCUCACUCUUCUUGUCCUUCCUGCCGUCAGAUCUUGGUGGGGAUUGCCAGGUGUCAAAAAUGCGGCGGGUUACCCGGUAGCUCGAGUUCAGGACCCGAACCUGAUACCCGAAUCAAGCAAGAUGAUCCUAAUAGUAAUAAUAAUGAUAAUCUAUCUCACCUUAAUUAGUUUUUUAGAUAUUUCCAUUAAAAUUGUUCCUUUCAUUUUAAUAAUGUAUAUAUUUACUUGUUUUAAAUGGAUUUAUGUAUUGGAAAGUUAAUGUCA